Phialemonium atrogriseum is the source of this 360-nucleotide messenger RNA. RefSeq lists its product as uncharacterized. Lineage: Eukaryota; Fungi; Ascomycota; Sordariomycetes; Cephalothecales; Cephalothecaceae. The transcript has a single exon. The record is from RefSeq and is a predicted model, not a curated record. Bases 1 to 360 code for a protein of 119 amino acids.
AUGCGCUUCCUCGGUCCCCUUGCCCUUUUCAUCGCCGCCGCAGCGGCCACCGCUGACAGCACUCCGGAGCUGCAGCAGCUCGCCAUCGGCGAGAUCCAGCCCGGCGUCGAGGCGCGGGGCGAGGUGCUCGGCGGGCACCUGAAGAAGCGGGCGUGCGUGGCUAACGGGUGCAAGUGCGACAGCCGCGGCAAGCAGUUCCACUCGUGCGGCAACUGCGUGUGGACCAACAACGGCGCCUGGGUCAUCACCAAGAAGCGGGUGGCCAACCACAUCUUCGAGUGCGCUCCCAACGGCGACUGCUGCGACUACGGCGCCGCCGACGACUGCGGUGGCCCCAAUGCUAGGUGCUACAAGCAGUGA